AUGGGGGCUGGGCCAGGCUCCGGGCGGGGUCAGCUCUUCCUCCGCUCCCUCCUCUUCCUCCUGCUGGCCGGGCCCCCGGCACCGCGCCCAGCGGGCGGGCAGCUGCGUUACGCCGUGCCGGAGGAGCUGGAGCACGGAGCCUUCGUGGCCAACCUGGGCGAGGACCUGGGGCUGGACGUGUCCACCCUGUCGGCGCGGCGGUUCCGCAUCGUGUCGCGGGCCGGGGCCAGGCAGCACCUGGAGGUGAAUCUGGAGAACGGGAUCCUCUUCGUGAACGAGCGGAUUGACCGGGAGGAGGUGUGUGAGGCCAGGGGGACCUGCCUGCUCCACCUGCAGCUCCUCGUCGAGAGCCCGCUGGAGCUUUACCGCGUCGAGGUGGAGGUGCUGGACAUCAAUGACCACGCACCCACCUUCCCCUGGCAAGAGUAUGUGCUGGAGGUAGCCGAGUCCGCCGUGCUCGGUGCCCGCUUCCCACUGGAGAGCGCCCAGGAUCCUGACAUGGGUAGCAACUCGGUGCACACCUACCGGCUCAGCCCCAAUGGUUUCUUUUCGCUCGAGGUGCAGACACGCAGUGACGCCAGCAAGUUUGCAGAGCUGGUGCUGGAGCGUGCCCUCGACCGCGAGCAGCAACGCACACACCGGGUGCUGCUCACUGCUCUCGAUGGCGGUGUCCCUGAGCGGUCAGGCACAGCUCACAUCCUCGUCACAGUGCUGGAUGCAAACGACAACGUGCCUGCCUUUGACCAGCCCUCGUAUGGCGUGAGCCUUCCUGAGGAUGCUCCUGCCGGCACCCUGGUCAUCCAGCUCAAUGCCACUGACUUGGAUGAGGGCCUCAACGGGGAGAUUGAGUACUCCUUCAGUGGGCACGCACCACCACGCGUCCGGGAGCUCUUCCACGUAGAGCCCCGGAGUGGGCAGGUGCUGCUGAAGGGCCCCCUCGACUAUGAGCGGGCAAGCCUCCAUGAGCUCUACGUGCAAGCCAAGGACCGUGGACCCUCAGCUGUGGCUGUGCACUGCCGGGUGCUUGUGCACCUCCUCGAUGUGAAUGACAAUGCGCCAGAGGUGACCCUCACCUCUGUGUCCACACCUGUGCUGGAGGAUGCCCCACCAGGCACUGUCAUCGCUGUCAUCAGUGUUCUGGACCGGGAUUCUGGGGACAACGGGCGUGUGAGCUGUGAGGUUGGCCCUGAUGUACCCUUCGAGCUCCGCUCCUCCUUCCACAACUACUACACACUGGUCACCACACAGGCACUGGACCGGGAGGUUGUGCCCGAGUACAACAUAAGCAUCACAGCACGGGACAUGGGCUCCCCUGCCCUGCUGACCCGCAGCACCCUCACCGUCCCGGUGUCCGAUGUGAAUGACAACGCCCCACGCUUUCUCCAGCCCUCCUACAGCGUCUACGUGAUGGAGAACAAUGCGCCAGGAGCCUCCAUCUGCUCCGUCAGCGCAUUGGACCCCGACUGCCAACAAAACGCCUACCUGUCCUACUCCAUUGCUGAUGGGCACAUCCAUGGCAUGCCUGUGGGCACCUAUGUGUCUAUCAACUCGGACAGCGGGCACAUGUAUGCCCUGCGCUCCCUCGAUUAUGAGCAGAUCCGCAGCUUCCAGAUCCAGGUGCAAGCACAGGACGCGGGUUUCCCCCCACUCAGUGCCAAUGUCACCGUCCACAUCUUUGUGCUGGACCAGAACGACAACGCUCCGGUCAUCGUUUCCCCCAUGCUGCACAACGGCUCCGUGGCCACUGAGCUGGUGCCGCGAUCAGCCGGGCCUGGCUACCUUGUGGGCACAGUGUCAGCGGUGGAUGCGGAUGCGGGGCGUACCCCCCCCUCUCCCCAGCUCCUCCAGGCCACUGACUUCACCCUCUUCAGCGUGGCACCAGACACAGGCGAGCUGCGCACCCUCCGCGCCUUUCUGGAGCAGGAUGCAACCCGGCAGCGGCUGGUGGUGCAGGUGCGGGAUGGUGGGCAGCCAGCCCUCUCUGCCACCGUGUCCCUCCUGCUUUCAGUGGUGGAGACCAUGCCUCAGACUCUCUCUGACUUCAGCGAGUUUAGUCUCCCCCCGGAGGCCUUCUCAUCCUCCCCACUCACCCUCUACCUCCUGGUCUCCCUGGGCUCCAUCUCCUUCACUUUCCUCCUUGCCAUCCUCAUCCUCACAGCCAUUCGGUGCCACAGAGAGCAGCACUCCUGCCAAGGUGACGGCUGCUCACUGCGCCGCUGCCACUGCUGUCCCAGGUCCAGAUCUUCCCCUGAUGGCCUGAAGACAUCCAACCUGAUGGUGCAGCCCCCCGCGGGGACCACGGCUGCCACCUGCCUUGAUGUGCCCGAGGGUGGCCCCCCAGGCUACUGCUACAAGGUCUGUCUCGGUCCUGAGUCUGCCCAGAGUGACUUCAUGUUUCUCAAACCCUGCAGCCCGCUCCGGAACAACGAGAAGGACCCAGAGAAGCGGUCCUGGCCAGGCCAGCAUCUCCAUGUAUCCAAGCAGAUCAAACAGCGCAACAUGGACUGGCUGCCUCCAAGCACGCAGCGGCCUGCUCUGAAGAGCUCCCAGAGCCUGGAGGAUGUGGGGGAAAUCCGCAGAGCCCUCCAAAAGGAGCACGAGAGGCUGUGCACGCUGGUGACCCCUGUCUCUGAGUUUCAGAAGGCUUCGGCAGGUACCAACAGCAUCUGGACACCCCAGUACAGCCCCUUGUACCCAGGGCGAAUCCCAGCCCUGGAUUAUCAGCACAAUGUCUACAUCCCUGGCACUCCCACUCUGCUUUCCAGCAAAGACGGGCCCCUCUUCCUAGGCCAGGAGAACAAGAACAGCUUCUCCACCUUUGGCAAGAGGAAGAAGACGACAACUUACUGUGACAUGCAUGAUAGUGUGGUUAUCAACAACAACCUGAAAUAG
Molecule: messenger RNA, 2892 nt
Organism: Nipponia nippon (crested ibis)
Lineage: Eukaryota; Metazoa; Chordata; Aves; Pelecaniformes; Threskiornithidae
Product: protocadherin-10-like
Biological process (GO): homophilic cell-cell adhesion
Cellular component (GO): plasma membrane
Molecular function (GO): calcium ion binding
Source: RefSeq, a predicted model, not a curated record